AUUUAUGAUGGAGCACAACUGCCUGCGGCGGUUUAAUAUCCAAGGAGUCGGCCGUGUCGCCAUCCUCUUCCUCCAGCUGCAAGUAUCAAAAAGCUGCAGCAUACUGCAGUUCGUUUCAGUGUUCGAAAGACAGUCCUUGCGGAAGGUACACCAACUGUAUAGUAACAAUUAAAAUUUGCAUCUUGUGAAGAGAAUAUUCUAAAACUGAAAUUGACCAUCAUGAAGUUCGUCUUCACUGUCAUCAUGUUCCUUUGCUGGUCUGUACCAUCUGUGGUCAAAUCAACAGAAUAUAAAAUAGCCAAUGAUUACAGGGAACUUUCAAAUUUCGUAGAUUUUAAAAUCUUCUUAUUUACGUAUAUAUGUGAAAAUGAACUGAAGAUCAACGCAGAAAUCCUUAAACUCAGGCAGGAUUUCAUCAGCAAUCCUUUAUUUUCAUCAAUUACUGCCUCAUCAAUUACUUGCCUCGACCUUAGAAAUAAUCGUAUUGAGAACAUUGAAACAGGCGCCUUCAACAAACUUACAAAUUUAACGCAAUUGUUUCUUUCUGGCAACAGACUUCGCACGUCACAACUCUUUAACUUUGGAAGUCAUGAUCAGUUACAAGUUCUCGUUAUGAACAGGGCGGUCGGUGAUAGUUACAGAGAAAAUAUUCAGAUUUCUAGUGAAUAUCCCAACUUAGAAAUUUUGUCUCUUCGUAAUAAUUUAAUCCAAGAUCUGUAUUUUCUUCCCAAAAAAAACCCCUUUGAAUCCUCCUUUACUCAAACAAUUAUGUCAGAAACCCCAUUUCCCAAGUUACAAAUCCUGGAUCUCUCUGAAAACGCUCUGCGGGACGGCCAGAUGAAUUUUAUAAACUUACUGCCGAAUAGUUUAUAUUUUCUUGAUCUCCACGGCAACGCGCUUACUUACUUGAAUUUAAAUUUUAUAAUAAACAAAUUGUCCGCAGUAAACUUGGAUGACAAUCAAUUUAUGUACAUUAACAAUUGUGCACACUAUAGUCACUGUCUAUCGGUGACUGGUCUAAAGGAUCUAAACUAUCUUUCCGUUUCCGCAAAUUCCAUUCAGAACAUUGAAGUGAACGCUUUUCAAGAUAACAACAAUUUAGUCUACCUGAACUUAUCCAGAAAUAACAUAAAUAAUUUAUAUCCGGAAACGUUUGCAAAUUUGCAAUACCUGAAGACACUUGAUCUAAGUGGAAACAAACUUCAGGAUGUUCCGCAAAUCUCAAAUGAAAUAGGAAUCACAACUUUGUAUAUUAAUCACAAUAAUAUAAUGGAAUUAUUGCCAUAUACUUUCGUGCAAAUGCCGAAUUUGACAAAAUUGUUAUUGGGAGAAAACAAAAUUAAUAAGACCGAUAUUAAUGCGUUCGCUAAUCUUUCUGUCUUAGAGGAAUUAGAUCUGUCAAGAAAUAUGUUAAGUGCUUUUCCAGAAGGAUGGACAGAAUCCCUUGUAUCUCUGAAAUAUUUGGAUUUGAGCAAUAAUCGAUUUACUUCACUGGAAUCUUUGUCGUUGACAAAUACAUUGCCAUUAAUAGAAAUAUAUUUAAUGAUGAAUUCAUUAGAAUAUCUGAAUAUUAGAUAUUUAGAGAGUCUACCGCAAAAUCUUACUAUGAUCAACUUGAUAAACAAGUCAAAUUUUUCAAAUUGGAUGCAAAUGGAAAAUAAUUAUUAAUGAGUUAUCAAAUUAAAAUUUUAAUAUUGUAAACAAGAAAAGUGUUUCCUUUACUUAUUAGAAAUAAUAAAACUUCGAACUAUAAUAUAAGAUUUUUCUAUAUGGUAUCGGAAAUUAAGCGUAUAAACACUUACUAUUAUAGUUUCUAAUGCUAUAAAGUUGUUUUUACUAUGUAGUUAUUAAUGAUUAAUCGAAACAUUGAAUAGUUAUUGUAAUGGCUUGUUUUGUGUGAUUUUUUACUAUGUGCCAUAUAUUAUAGAAUGUAUGUACAUAUAAUAAAUGGAAACAAUUUAAAGUAAUUGUUUAUUUGUUAAGAA
Vollenhovia emeryi is the source of this 1985-nucleotide messenger RNA. Its product is annotated as podocan-like. The coding region runs from base 220 to 1668 and encodes 482 amino acids. Gene Ontology annotation, molecular function: protein binding. The record is from RefSeq and is a predicted model, not a curated record. The transcript has 3 exons. NCBI's taxonomy places the organism in Eukaryota, Metazoa, Arthropoda, Insecta, Hymenoptera, Formicidae.